Mesorhabditis belari is the source of this 1002-nucleotide messenger RNA. NCBI's taxonomy places the organism in Eukaryota, Metazoa, Nematoda, Chromadorea, Rhabditida, Rhabditidae. The record is from the annotation of a GenBank genome assembly.
AUGGAUUUGCCGAGCGAAUCGCCUUACUCGGAUGACGUGAAAACUGCCAAUGAGUUCGACCCCAAAGACUACAGAGGAGAAGACGUUAGACCAAAAGAGCCACCAGAGAUGGAUUUACCGAACGAAUCGCCUGACUCGGAUGACGUGAAAGCUGGCAAUGAGUUCGGCCUCAAAGACUAUGGAGGAGAAGACGUUAGUCCAAAAGAGCCGAGCUACGUGGUCGUGAAAGAUAGGGAAGAUGGAAAACCACGCGGAUUGCCCUGCAACUCUGACAGAAAUCUCUCGUUGGCAACUCUAUCGCAUACGUUUCCUGGGGCCACUGGGUUGGAGUUCAAAGAUCCGAAGGCGGAAGCGAGUCGGGUUGUUAUGUUUGAUUCAGCUCGCUCAUUGUUUAUGUGCCCUGCAGACGGAUGGAAAAAUCAAAUAUUUACAGCAAUUUAUCCACGACCACCACCACCACAACCAGGAGUGAUCCGAAUCACGUUGAUGCCCGAGGGAAUCGUGGUGAAGGAGAGCAACAUAUCUUUGUCAGAAAAUGUGAUAACACAGGAGGCUGUCAAAAAUCUGUUUUCCCUCCCUCCGACUUCGAUCCUUAAGUUGCGUUAUGGUGAGAAUGAAGGGGCGAAAUGGUGCGAUUUGGAUUCAACUGGCUCGUUUUUGCUUCCUGAAGGCUGGUCAACUAUGGAGUUCUUUGUCGACUCUCGUUUACCACCACCACCACCACAACCACGAGUGAUCCGAAUCAAGUUGAUGCGCGAGGGAAUCGUGGUGAAGGAGCACAAAGUACCUUUGUCGGGAAAUGUGAUAACACAGAACACUGUCAAAAGUGUGUUUCUCCUCCCUUCGACUUCAAUCGUUGCUUUGCGUUAUGGUGAUAAUGAAGAGGCAAAAUGGUGCAAUUUGGAUUCAACUGGCUCGUUUUUGCUUCCGGAUGGCUGGCCAAGUAUGGAGUUCUUUCUCGAUUCUCCUUCGCCACCACCACCACCACCACAACCACAAAGU